This is a messenger RNA of Paramuricea clavata, 660 nucleotides long. NCBI's taxonomy places the organism in Eukaryota, Metazoa, Cnidaria, Anthozoa, Malacalcyonacea, Plexauridae. The record is from the annotation of a GenBank genome assembly.
AUGCAGGUUGCAGGUGAUCAAGAUGGCAUAUUGGAUAAAGUCUUCUCUUCGUUUAAGGACGACAGUUUUGUAAAGCAAUUUCUUGGACGAGUUGCACUAUUUCAUCAAAUAUUCUGUCAUGGCAAAAUGUAUGCAAUUGCCAAAGAAACGGCCAAGGAAUCCAACUUGCCUUUUCGAGUAACUAAUGCAUAUGCACCCCAAAGGUUUAUGAGCAGCAGCUAUUUGAGCCUGAAGCGUUUAGAGAUAAGCUAUGAAGCAUAUGUAGAAACAUUUCUAGACCAUCAUAACGAAGAGGAAAUGCGAUACAAGCUCUGUGGGAAUGAUUUUGUGUUCGAUUUAUGCGGUAUAUUGGAUCUUCUACGACCAAUCAUUGAGCUCAUGCUUAUGGCCCAACUACAAUGGUGCCCGGGCUGGAAGUUUCCAUCUUACAUAGGCUUAGCUAUUGCUCAAUUAGAGCUAUUUCCCCCAGAGAUCCUUAAACGUGUUCCUGACAAAAAAGCUAGCGCCAGGCUCAAUAGGCAUGCCAAAGAUAUAAGAAACAAUCGAUUCAAAUCAGUGGAACUUGAACCUGGAUGGAUCAUCGUUGGAUGUGAAGGCAAUGGUGAAUUCGUGUGGGAAGCUAGAGAAAUCAAAGACUGUCAGAAAGACCUAAAGACUUAA